Pipra filicauda (Wire-tailed manakin) is the source of this 1168-nucleotide messenger RNA. It is a transcript of the gene SKIC8, whose product is annotated as WD repeat domain 61. Gene Ontology annotation, molecular function: protein binding. The transcript is spliced from 10 exons. Gene Ontology annotation, cellular component: Cdc73/Paf1 complex. Lineage: Eukaryota; Metazoa; Chordata; Aves; Passeriformes; Pipridae. Bases 54 to 971 code for a protein of 305 amino acids. The record is from RefSeq and is a predicted model, not a curated record.
GCGCUGUGCGCGGCUGCUCCCAGGCCGCUCCCGCCGGGAUCGCUCCCACAGAAAUGACCACGCAGUACGGUAUUCUCUUCAAGCAAGAGCAAGCCCACGAUGAUGCCAUUUGGUCGGUGGCCUGGGGGAAAAAUAAAAAUGAUGGUUCUGAAACGGUGAUCUCUGGUUCUCUGGAUGACCUGGUGAAGGUCUGGAAGUGGAACGACGAGAAGCUGGACCUGCAGUGGACGCUGGAGGGGCACCAGCUGGGGGUGGUGUCAGUGGACAUCAGCCACACGGGCGCCAUCGCCGCCUCCAGCUCCCUGGACGCCCACAUCCGCCUCUGGGACCUGGACACGGGCAAGCAGGUCAAAUCCAUCGACGCCGGGCCCGUUGAUGCUUGGUCCCUGGCUUUUUCACCUGACUCCCAGUACCUGGCCACAGGAAGUCAUGUGGGGAAAGUAAAUAUUUUUGGUGUUGAAACUGGAAAGAAAGAAUAUUCCCUGGACACCAGAGGGAAGUUCAUCCUUAGCAUUGCCUAUAGCCCAGAUGGAAAAUACUUGGCCAGUGGAGCAAUAGAUGGAAUCAUCAAUAUUUUUGACAUUGCAACUGGAAAACUCCUGCACACGCUCGAAGGUCAUGCCAUGCCCAUUCGUUCCCUGACGUUCUCCCCCGACUCUCAGUUGCUGGUCACGGCCUCAGACGAUGGAUAUAUCAAAAUCUACGACGUGCAACAUGCAAACUUGGCUGGCACCUUAAGUGGUCAUGGAUCCUGGGUUUUAAAUGUAGCAUUUUGUCCUGAUGACACCCAUUUUGUUUCCAGUUCAUCUGAUAAAAGUGUAAAAGUUUGGGAUGCUGGGACGAGGACCUGCGUUCACACCUUCUUUGACCACCAGGACCAGGUCUGGGGAGUGAAAUACAACGGAAGUGGGUCCAAAAUUGUAUCUGUUGGAGAUGACCAAGAAAUCCAUAUUUAUGACUGUCCAGUUUAGAUGUCUUGACUCAGACCCUCUGGUGAACUCCUGGGGCAGUUUCAUUACAUAGGACAGCUCCUGUCCUAUGUAAUUUUUUAGUAUGAUAAAACCAUUUCAGACUGACCUGCAAACCCAGAUACAUUUAUAUCCAAUUUUGAUUUUGUUUAGCAUGAGAGAAAAGCCUUACUUUUUUAAAAUAAAAGCUAUGGCUGCAA